CUUGCUUCUCUCUCCGCAGGGAUUAUCUACGACGUGAUUGUGGAACCUCCCAGUGUGGGGUCGAUGACAGACGAGCACGGGCACCAGAGGCCGGUGGCCUUCUUGGCGUACAGAGUAAACGGGCAAUAUAUUAUGGAAGGGCUCGCAUCCAGCUUCCUCUUCACAAUGGGCGGCCUAGGAUUCAUAAUUCUGGACCGAUCCAAUGCACCAAAUAUCCCCAAGCUGAACAGGUUUCUUUUGCUCUUUAUUGGAUUUGUCAGCGUGCUUUUGAGCUUCUUCAUGGCCAGAGUUUUCAUGAGGAUGAAAUUACCGGGCUACUUGAUGGGUUAGUACCUAAUGUGAUGUAUGAAUGCCUGAGCUGAAUUUACUCCUCUUCAUGAAUUGUUUAAGAAGCAGCAGCAAGAAACAAAUUUCCAGUCACCAUCAACAGGAAAGAGACCUGGCCAUGAGAAGCAGCUGGGGAAGGAGUGCUUUCUCUGCAGACAAACUCUCAUUACCAAUGGCUGAUUUCUAGUUUUGAAGCAAUGUUUUAUCAUUUCUGUUUUAGAGCUUUUGAAAAGAGCAAGUUACCUGGCUGGGUUUUUCUUUUCUAUCCCAAUUCAGUAUGAAAUAGAGAACCUGUCUUUAGCUCUACCUGAAAUGAGUAUUAGCCAUUGGCUUGACAGUUCUUUGUUGCAGGUCUGUCUCCUCUUCCCUGUGUGGGACAGUUAUAUGUGUGAAUCGGAGAACAAACACCUGAAACGGUUCUUUUCAAGUUAUAAUUAGAAAAUUAGUAACUUUGGAUGAUUUACAGUCGAAAUACAAUGUGUCUGAAAUUAUUUCAAAGGCACCUUUGGCCUUGAUACUAAUGCCUCUAUGUGAGCAAAUCCAGGCAUGCACUGGGAAAGGUAAACUGUAUGAAUGUGCAUUUCUUUUUGAAAAAGUGUAUGAAAGGAGCCAAAUAAAAAUUAUUUUCUACAAAAUUAUUUGAAUU
This is a messenger RNA of Charadrius vociferus (killdeer), 973 nucleotides long. It is a transcript of the gene OSTC, whose product is annotated as oligosaccharyltransferase complex subunit (non-catalytic). The coding region runs from base 64 to 330 and encodes 88 amino acids. The transcript is spliced from 3 exons. NCBI's taxonomy places the organism in Eukaryota, Metazoa, Chordata, Aves, Charadriiformes, Charadriidae. The record is from RefSeq and is a predicted model, not a curated record. Gene Ontology annotation, cellular component: oligosaccharyltransferase complex.